Messenger RNA from Alnus glutinosa, 915 nucleotides. RefSeq names its product xyloglucan endotransglucosylase/hydrolase protein 31-like. Gene Ontology annotation, biological process: carbohydrate metabolic process. Bases 76 to 720 code for a protein of 214 amino acids. The record is from RefSeq and is a predicted model, not a curated record. Gene Ontology annotation, molecular function: hydrolase activity, hydrolyzing O-glycosyl compounds. Lineage: Eukaryota; Viridiplantae; Streptophyta; Magnoliopsida; Fagales; Betulaceae. The transcript has a single exon.
CACUUUGGAGCUACAGAACAACAAAAAGAUCAGGUUCCAAGUCAACAUCUCUCUCUCGGGAAAGUGGAAACAACAAUGGCUGAUCCAGUUCUCCACCCAGAAACCCAACUCCUCAAACAAAUCGCCAUAGACUACACCCCAGAAGCCUGCAGCCACUGCCCCAACUCCAACACCAUCACCCUCACCUUCGACCACCGCGGCGGCGCUAGGUGGCGCACCACUACGAGGUUUCUCUACGGCACUUUCAGCGCCCUCAUUCAGUGUCCUACAGGCAACACCAGCGGCCUCAACUUCAACCUCUACCUCUCCUCCCUCGAGGGCGACAAAUCUCAGGACGAGAUCGACUUCGAGUUCUUGGGCAAGGACAAGACCAUCGUGCAAACUAACUACUUCACUACCGGUACCGGCAAUAGGGAGAGCAUUCACCAGUUGGGUUUCGACUGCUCCGAUGGGUUCCACGAGUAUGUGAUCAAGUGGGGCCCGAACGAGAUCCAGUGGCUCAUUGAUGGGAAGGUUGUGAGGACGGAAGAGAGAAGGGACGGUGAGGAUUUUCCUGACAAGCCCAUGUUUUUGUAUGCUUCGGUUUGGGAUGCGAGCUACAUUGAUGAGGCGAGGUGGACUGGGAAGUAUGUGGGUUGUGAUGCACCGUAUGUUUGUGUCUACAAGGAUAUUCAUGUGCCGGCUGCAGGGACUGCACUGGAUUGUUCUUGUGAUUCGUGAUCUGGGCUUUCUGAUUUCUUGAGGUGGGUGUUUUCAAAAUUUCAAUAAAUGAUUGGUUUCGAUUGAUGUUGUUUGAUUUUGGGGGUAAUCUGUUGUACUCAUAUUUUUUGGUGAUGAUAACUAUUAACUGUUGAUGGCUUUUUGUUUCCAACUUGUGUUUUAAAGAUUCUAAGAAAUUCCAUUUGGUUGAGAAAA